Molecule: messenger RNA, 1197 nt
Organism: Impatiens glandulifera
Lineage: Eukaryota; Viridiplantae; Streptophyta; Magnoliopsida; Ericales; Balsaminaceae
Product: mitochondrial outer membrane protein porin 2-like
Exons: 6
Coding region: 77-925 (282 amino acids)
Biological process (GO): monoatomic anion transmembrane transport
Cellular component (GO): mitochondrial outer membrane
Molecular function (GO): voltage-gated monoatomic anion channel activity
Source: RefSeq, a predicted model, not a curated record
ACAAAAAUAUGUGAAAAAGGAAUCUCCUCUCCUUCUUCUUCAUCUUCUUCCUCCUCAUUCUCUCUACAGUCUUUCUAUGUCUUUCCUUGCAGACAUGUCUAAAGGACCGGGACUCUUCUCGGAUAUUGGCAAGAAAGCCAAAGAUCUGUUGACAAAGGAUUAUAUCUCUGACCAGAAAUUCUCGGUUUCUUCUUACAGUCAUGCUGGUGUGGCCAUCACAUCAACUGCUGUGAAGAAAGGAGGGCUCUCAACUGGAGAUGUAGCAGCACAAUACAAGUACAAGAACACUUUAGUCGACAUCAAAGUUGAUACAGAAUCAAAUAUCUCAACAACUUUGACUUUUACUGAGGUGGUCCCAUCAACAAAGACCAUUACUUCAUUCAAAUUUCCUGAUUACAAUUCUGGGAAGCUGGAGGUUCAGUAUUUCCAUCACCAUGCAACUUUUACUACUGCUGUUGCUUUGAAGCAAUUACCUGUUCUUGAUAUCUCCCUUACUAUUGGUGCUCCAACAUUUGCUAUUGGUGCUGAGGCUGGAUAUGAGACUAGUUCUGGUAACUUCUCCAAGUAUACAGCUGGAAUCAGCAUUACCAAACCAGACUUUUCUGCAUCGAUAAUUCUGGAAGAUAAAGGAAACUCAAUAAGGGCAUCAUAUGUGCAUCAUUUAGAUAAACUGAAGAAAAGUAGCUCAGUUGCAGAGAUUGCCAGAACAUUGUCUACAAAUGAGAACACAUUUACCUUUGGUGGAUCGAUAUCGAUUGACCGACUAACAGUGGUGAAAGCAAAGCUUAACAAUAAUGGAAAGCUCGGAGCGUUAUUGCAGCACGAGGUCUUGCCAAAAUCGCUUGUUACCAUCUCUAGUGAGUUUGACACCAAGGCCUUAAAUAAGUCCCCAAAGUUCGGUUUGGCCCUAGCUCUCAAGCCGUGAUCAUGACAUUAUGUCGCAAAAGAACAACCCUAAUUGACCAAAAUUGCAGAUUGAGAAAAGAGAUGAAUAUUCAUUCAUUCAAUAUGUUGUUAUUGAAUGCUGUCCACCUUAGAAUCUAGAUGAAAAUUCAAUUUUGCUUUCUUUUUAAUUUGGUUCCAAUUGUUAUAUUUCUUCUCCUGCCUCAUAUUACUAAUUGUUUUAUAUCUUAAAUAUAAUAUUCAUAUAAUUGAACUAUUAAUCAAUUAUCAAAAUAAUCAUUUGUUUCUUGUUCA